AUGCCUGAUACUAUCGUGUGGAUUCUGUUUCUUAUUACAAUAAUUAAUCAAAUAACAUCGAUUACUGCUGAUAAUGACAAUGUGUUAAGUGGUACGAUUUGUGGAAUUAGUCAGACGGGAGAGGGUAGUUUUAUUAUAAAAUGUGAUGGACACGAUCCGUUCACAUCAUGCCCUAGCGGUUAUGUGCACUUUGCAGAUCCAUAUUUUUACUAUGGUUUAUGUUAUAAAAAUGAAACAAACAAACAAAAAGGUAAAGCAGGUACUUUAUGUGGUGGUUCUCCUAGCUAUAAAUGUGGAGGAUUGGAUCCUGUUUGGAAUUGUCCUCAUGGAUAUAUAAAGCCACAAUAUCCAUCGUCUGGGCGUUCAUGUGUAAAAUAUUUCUCUGAUGUAAAUGAUGUUGCUGGUACAAUAUGUGGUUGGAAAGGUUCUGGCAACUUGGCUGUGAAAUGCGGAGGAUAUGAAAUUGGUACAUGCCCUCCAGGAUAUCAAUUAAAUUCUGUAACAUUAAGUUGUUUUAAAGAGUAG
Messenger RNA from Rotaria sp. Silwood1, 525 nucleotides. Lineage: Eukaryota; Metazoa; Rotifera; Eurotatoria; Philodinida; Philodinidae. The record is from the annotation of a GenBank genome assembly.